Chelmon rostratus (copperband butterflyfish) is the source of this 3280-nucleotide messenger RNA. RefSeq names its product DEAD (Asp-Glu-Ala-Asp) box polypeptide 54 (gene ddx54). Gene Ontology annotation, cellular component: nucleus. The record is from RefSeq and is a predicted model, not a curated record. Bases 148 to 2751 code for a protein of 867 amino acids. The transcript has 20 exons. NCBI's taxonomy places the organism in Eukaryota, Metazoa, Chordata, Actinopteri, Chaetodontiformes, Chaetodontidae. Gene Ontology annotation, molecular function: ATP binding; RNA binding; RNA helicase activity.
ACGUGUUUUCCAACAUGUCUGCCUACUCUGCUCUUGUGUGUUGAGAUGUCCUGAGCUCCGUUGAACAGUAGUUUGAUUCUGUUUUGUUUCGUAAUCUACACAGCAAAGCUGCCGAACGAAGUCUUAAAAGAGCCUUAAAGCUUCAGGAUGGCGCAGAAAAAGAAGAAACUGACGAAGAAGAAGAGACACACAGCUAACAGAGAGGCGGAGGCUGACUCUGACAGCGGAGACUUUGAGCUGGCUGCGGAAGUGAAAGACGAUGAUUCUCCAGGGAGGAAACUGCCGCGGUUCCCUGCCUCAUCAGACUGCCUGUCAGAUGUGGAGCCUGAUACCAGGCAGCUGGUCAGAGCCCAAAACAAGAAGAAAAAGAAGUCUGGAGGCUUUCAGUCCAUGGGUCUCAGUUACCCUGUAUAUAAAGGCAUCAUGAAGAAGGGUUAUAAAGUCCCUACUCCGAUCCAAAGAAAGACUAUCCCAGUGAUUCUGGAUGGCAAAGACAUGGUCGCCAUGGCUAGGACCGGCAGUGGUAAGACAGCUGCCUUCCUGGUGCCCAUGUUUGAGAAGCUGAAGGCCCCUCAAGCCCAGACAGGAGCCAGGGCGCUCAUCCUGACCCCUACCAGAGAGCUGGCCCUGCAGACCAUGAAGUUCACCAAAGAGUUGGGAAAAUUCACCGGCCUCAAGACUGCCUUGAUCCUGGGUGGAGACAGAAUGGAUGAUCAGUUUGCUGCCCUUCAUGAAAACCCUGACAUAAUCAUCGGCACCCCUGGUCGUCUCAUGCACGUUAUCAAGGAGAUGAACCUGAAGCUGCAAAAUGUGGAGUACGUGGUGUUUGACGAGGCUGACAGGCUGUUUGAAAUGGGUUUCGCCGAGCAGCUUCAGGAGAUCAUCCGGAGGCUUCCAGACGUCAGACAGACUCUGCUGUUCUCGGCCACUCUGCCCAAACUGCUGGUGGAGUUCGCCAGAGCUGGUCUGACUGAACCAGUGUUGAUUCGUUUGGAUGUGGAUUCUAAGCUCAGUGACCAGAUAAAGUUGUCAUUUUUCCACCUGCGUGUGGAUGACAAGUCGGCACUGCUGCUUCAUCUGCUGAGGAACGUAGUGAAGCCUCAGGAGCAGACUGUGGUUUUUGCAGCCACCAAACACCAUGUGGAGUACCUAAAGGAGCUGCUGGCUUCAGAAGGCGUGGAGUGUGCCUACAUCUACAGUUCCCUUGAUCAGACUGCCAGGAAGAUCAACAUCGGGAAAUUUGUGCAUCGGAAGGCCAUGGUGCUAAUUGUGACUGAUGUUGCUGCUCGUGGUAUAGACAUCCCCCUGCUGGACAACGUCAUCAACUACAACUUCCCCUCUAAGGCCAAGCUGUUCCUGCACAGAGUUGGCCGUGUGGGACGUGCUGGGCGCAGCGGCACAGCCUACAGUAUGAUUUGUCAAGAUGAGAUGCCUCUUGUCUACGACCUUCACCUCUUCCUCGGAAGGCCUGUACAGUUCGCCACACCUGAACACACACAAGAUUCAGAGGGCGUGUUUGGUCGGGUCCCUCAGAGCAUCUUGGACGACCAAAGUACCCAUCUGAUCGCAGCUCACGAAAACUCCCAGGACCUGCAGAACCUGCAUCGAGUCUCAGAGAAUGCCUACAAGCAGUAUCUGAAGUCUCGACCAAACCCCUCACCUGAGUCCAUCAGAAGGGUCAAAAGCACAGAUGUGUCCAGCAUGGCUGUCCAUCCCUUACUAGGGUCAGGCAUGGAGAAAAUGGAACUGGAGCGCCUUCAGAUAGUUGAUGCCAUCAAAGGCUACAAAUCCAAAUCAACUAUCUUUGAAAUCAACUCUAGCAGUAAGACACAGGCCAGCGAGGUGAUGCGGACCAAACGCUCCAAAGACACGCGGCUGGUGGACAAAUUCAACAAACAGAGAGACAGCCUGUCUGCAGAAAGCCAGCUGCAGAGGUCCACCAACCCCACCACCGCCGACAACGAUGAUUUCACAUCCUCCACAGGCCAAGAGGAAGAAGAUCUAAAGGGGGUGUUCUCUGCUGUGGUAGGUGGCAAAAGGAGAGGCCGCCAGGAAGAUGGGGAAGAAUGGCCGAAGAAAAAGAGAAGCAAACAGUUAGGCAAAGAUGAAGAGUAUUAUAUCCCCUACAGACCCAAAGACUUCAACUCUGAGAGAGGGUUAAGUCUCAGCGGAGAGGGCACUGCCUUUGAGCAGCAGGCCUCCUCGGCUGUCCUGGACCUCAUGGGAGAUGAGGGAGACCGGCUGAACCAGCACAAAAACAUGAUGAAAUGGGAUCGUAAGAGGAAGCGCUUUGUGAGAGAAACAGGAAAGGAGGACCAGAAGAAGAAGAUCAGAACAGAUGGUGGUCAGGUCAUCGAGAACAAGAAGAACAGGAAGAACUUUUACGAGGAGUGGAAGAAAAAAUACAGGGUGGAUGACGCAGGGUCUGGCUCAGAUGGAGAAACAGGAGGAGGACGGAGGAGGCCAUCAGGAGGUCGUGGCCGUGGUCGGCGAGGUCUUAACGCCAAGAGCCCUAACUUCCAGAGGCCUGUGGGGCAGCAGAAGUCGCCCGGUGGCCGCAGAGUUCGCUCAGAGCUGAAGACGAACGAGCAGAUCCUGAAGCAGCGCAAAAAACGGCAGAAGCAACAGUUCCUGCAGAGUGGAGGCAUGAAGAAACUCCGUGCCAAGAACAAACAGUUCCUCGGAGAGGUUAAGAAGUCUGGCUUUGGACGGGGUGGUCAGAAGAAGGGUAAGAUGAGGAAGAAGCUCUGAGGAGGAUGCAGAGGGAGAACUGUCAGGGACGGACGACGGUUUGAGAUGGAGAGCACCAUGAGAGACCGAAUGGUGACUGCUGUCAUCUUCCCAAACCACCUUAAAUAACUGAAGCAGUCUUUCAUGAUUGUGGAUUAAAGGAGUUGAGGAAAGCAUUUCUAGACCGUAGAGAUGAAGUUCACCUUUUUGCAUCAUCACCUACUGAACUCUAAAGUUGAUACAGAGUAUGUAUAAGAAUGAUCCAGUGUUCUGGAUUUCUGUUGGCAGUGACUGAGAUACGUCUAUACACAUUAAUAACUGUUGGCAAAAUACAGAUAUGAAUGAGUCAGUGUUCUGUGUCAUCUUCAUUUGCAUUCAGUUACAGUUUGACAACAGUUUGUGUUUGUGAUGUGUGGGCUGGUACAUUUAUUUGGCAAAGUGUGUCUUUCAUGCACAAUUCUUGUAUGGCCCAUUUUACCACAAUUAAUCCUAUUAAAGAGGUACUACAUUUAAACAACCACAUCUUUCAAACUCCAUAUUCCAGUUUGUG